Lampris incognitus (smalleye Pacific opah) is the source of this 1245-nucleotide messenger RNA. Its product is annotated as fidgetin-like protein 2. The coding region runs from base 4 to 1167 and encodes 387 amino acids. The transcript has a single exon. The record is from RefSeq and is a predicted model, not a curated record. Lineage: Eukaryota; Metazoa; Chordata; Actinopteri; Lampriformes; Lampridae.
AAGAUGCACUGGUCCCCGGAGCACGCCACCCCCCUGUCCCAGUGGCCUGAACAACACCUAGAUGUCUCCUCUACCACCUCACCCCCCUCUGCCCACAAACAUGACCCCUACUCCGCUACUGCUCGACGCGGUUAUGCCUCGACAGGCUACCCUUGGGCCAGCGAUGACAUAUCAGCCCUCACUGCAUCAUCUCUGCUCAAACGCUAUGCUGAAAAAUACUCAGGACUGGACAUACCCUAUGAACGGCCCACCACAGGUGCUUACUCAGAACCUGGACCUUUACUGAAAACUGAAUCUGAGCCCUGGGCUCUGGGCCAGGCCAUGGAUUGUUACCCUGGGCUGGAGGCCUUAACCGGUGCCAAGGUGGGCUCUGUAUCUUUGGGCCUCCCAGCCACCGGCAGUGUAACAGUAGUAAGCAGUAACUUGGCAUCUGACCCGUGUUACAGUGGUGCAGGCACCUGCAGCACCCCCUCAUCUCAGGACUAUCCUCCUGCUUACAACAGCACCUAUCUGUCCUCAGGAUACUGCCCUCAGCCAAGCGCAGCACUUCCCCCUGCUCCCCUACACUCUUUGCAGCCCACAGCCACCCUUGUGCCCAGCUACAGUCCAAGCACUCCUGUCUACAACUACCCUCCAGGGUGCUACUCCCACAGUCAAACUACCCUGGCUUCUGGCUAUAGUCACCCUAGUGCCUCCUACCUGUCCUCUGGGAUUACUGCACCCACUCCUUUGGCUCCUAGACCCACUGUAGUGGGGGGCAGUUACAGUUAUCCUUCUCACAGCCUUGGAGGGUGUUCUGAUUCAGGGGUGCCUCUGAAACGCAAGGCCUUCGAGAUGGCAGAGGAGGAGGAGGAAGGAGGAGAGGCAGAAGGCUCACGCUAUCGAAAAUUCGCCAACAGCCACGGAGGCAGCAGCCAGAGCAAAGGUCCUGGCAACGGGCACGGUAACGGCUACGAUAUGAGCAGUUCUGCUCCAGAGCAGCAAGUCUACAAGACCGGAAAGCCCCUGAUGUCACCGCCAUAUGGUGGGACAGGGGACUACAGCCCCCCAUCAGGCCUAGCUGGAGAGAGUGGAUCGGGGGAGCACAGCUUUCCACACCAGCAGAGGAUGUCUAUGAAGAUACCUGCAUCGCACACACGAUCCGAGGAUCCCACCGGAGGGCGCUGACAGCCUGCUAGGCUGGCAUUUGAAAUGAAUAGACCUGGAGUCCCUCAGUUUUCUUACAAAGACAGGCUCUUAACCCAG